AUGUAUUAUAAAUACCUAAUUCUGGUAGUUCUUUUAUUUUUAUUGGGGAGCUGGGGGAUAAUUUUAAAUCGAGGACAUUUUAUUAUUAUGAUUGUUUCCAUUGAGCUGGUUUUAUUAUCUACUUUUUUUUUCUUUUUAAUAAAUUCUAAAGAAAUUGAUGUUUUAAUAGAACAAGUGUAUAUGAUAAUGGGUUUAACAAUUGCGGCCGCGGAGUCUUCAAUUGGUCUAGCUAUUUUGGUUGCUUAUUAUCGUAUUCGAGGGACAAUCGUUUUAAAAUCUUUUAGUUCUUUACGAGGUUAA
This is a messenger RNA of Orbicella faveolata, 300 nucleotides long. The record is from the annotation of a RefSeq genome assembly. Lineage: Eukaryota; Metazoa; Cnidaria; Anthozoa; Scleractinia; Merulinidae.